Staurois parvus is the source of this 307-nucleotide messenger RNA. The record is from the annotation of a GenBank genome assembly. Lineage: Eukaryota; Metazoa; Chordata; Amphibia; Anura; Ranidae.
AUGGACAGUCCCGAGGCACCCUAUAAAAUUAUGGACAGUCCCGAGGCACCCUAUAAAAUUAUGGACAGUCCCGAGGCACCCUAUAAAAUUAUGGACAGUCCGAGUCCCGAGGCACCCUAUAAAAUUAUGGACAGUCCCGAGGCACCCUAUAAAAUUAUGGACAGUCCCGAGGCACCCUAUAAAAAUUAUGGACAGUCCAGAGGCACCCUAUAAAGUUAUGGACAGUCCCGAGGCACCCUAUAAAGUUAUGGACAGUCCCGAGGCACCCUAUAAAGUUAUGGACAGUCCCGAGGCACCCUAUAAAAUU